This is a messenger RNA of Lodderomyces oxycetoniae, 1149 nucleotides long. RefSeq names its product Rim2p (gene RIM2). Gene Ontology annotation, molecular function: pyrimidine nucleotide transmembrane transporter activity. Gene Ontology annotation, biological process: pyrimidine nucleotide import into mitochondrion. The record is from RefSeq and is a predicted model, not a curated record. The transcript has a single exon. The coding region runs from base 1 to 1149 and encodes 382 amino acids. Gene Ontology annotation, cellular component: mitochondrion. NCBI's taxonomy places the organism in Eukaryota, Fungi, Ascomycota, Pichiomycetes, Serinales, Debaryomycetaceae.
AUGGUGCAAAUUAAAGGUGACGAGAAGGAGAGGAUAAAAGUGCUAGAGCGGGAUGCUGAGACUGCUUAUUUAUAUUUAGUUUCAGAUGAGCAAUCAUCUACGUUUAGAGAUGGAGAGAUAAUAGACGAAUAUAGAGGGGCUACACUGGAAGAUCCAGCUGUGGCAUCGACAUUGAAAAGGGAAACUAAGCCAUGGGUACAUUUUGUAGCUGGAGGUAUAGGAGGUACAGUAGGGGCAGUUGUUACAUGUCCUUUAGACGUUGUUAAAACCAGAUUACAAUCGGACGUAUAUUACCAGGUGUAUAACAAGACUCUAAAAUCGGGAAACCCCGUAAGGCAAGCAUUUCAACACUUGGCAGAGACAGGAGGAGCUAUAAGAGAAAUGUAUCUCAAUGAAGGAGUGCGGUCUUUAUUCAAAGGAUUGGGACCGAACUUGGUGGGUGUCAUACCUGCAAGAUCUAUAAAUUUCUUCACAUAUGGCCUUACAAAAGAUUUCUUGGUACGAAAUUUUGGACACGGAUCAGAGAAGAAAGAAAAAGAAGAAGAAACAUGGAUGCAUUUGACUGCGGGGAUAAGUGCCGGUUUUGUAACAUCAACUGCGACAAACCCCAUUUGGCUACUCAAGACAAGGCUACAAUUGGACAAAACAGGACUGCGGAUAUAUAAAAACUCGUGGGAUUGUUUGAAGCAUGUUGUCAAAAACGAAGGAUUUUUCAGCUUAUAUCGAGGUUUGAGUGCUUCUUAUUUGGGAGGGAUUGAAAGCACGAUUCAAUGGGUGCUAUACGAACAAAUGAGAAUGUUUAUUAAUAAGAGAUCUUUACAGAUACAUGGAUCUAAUCCAAAAAAUAAAACCACAAAGGAUUAUGUAAUGGAGUGGUCGGCGAGGUCUGGUGCUGCAGGUUUAGCCAAGUUCAUGGCCAGUUUAAUAACUUAUCCACAUGAGGUUGUCAGAACUAGAUUGAGACAAGCACCAUUGGAAAGCACGGGAAAACUAAAGUAUACAGGUUUGAUACAGUGCUUCAAAUUAGUUUUUAAAGAAGAAGGAUUUGCAAGUAUGUACGGUGGUUUGACACCUCAUUUAUUGAGAACGGUUCCCAACUCUAUUAUAAUGUUUGGAACAUGGGAACUUGUGGUUAGAUUAUUGUCUUGA